Momordica charantia (bitter melon) is the source of this 4379-nucleotide messenger RNA. Its product is annotated as COP1-interacting protein-like protein. Lineage: Eukaryota; Viridiplantae; Streptophyta; Magnoliopsida; Cucurbitales; Cucurbitaceae. The record is from RefSeq and is a predicted model, not a curated record.
AAGUUGCUCUCUCUUUCCUCGUCUGGUCUUGGAUUCUCUCGCUGCUGCUGCUCUCUCUCUCAUGCCUGCUGCCAUUAAAGCUCAUCUUUAGAGCUAAAAUGGCCUUUCUCCCUUAGGUUUCUUCUGCAACUUUUUACUUACACUUCCGAGCUCGUCUUUUGCUGCCACAAACCUGUUCAUCAGUCUUUCGCAAUGAGGUCUUCGACUAGGCUUGAUUCAGCUACUUUUCAGCUCACACCUACUCGAACCAGGUGUGAUUUGAUUAUAUCUGCAAAUGGAAAGUCUGAGAAGAUUGCUUCUGGUUUGUUGAAUCCUUUUCUUGCUCACUUGAAGAGUGCACAAGAACAGAUGGCCAAAGGUGGUUAUUCAAUUAUUCUCGAGCCAGACCCUCGCAGUGAUAGAACAUGGUUCACAAAGGGUACCAUGGAGAGGUUUGUUCGAUUCGUAAGCACCCCCGAAAUCUUGGAACGAGUGUACACUAUUGAAUCAGAGAUCUUACAGAUUGAGGAGGCAAUCAUAAUUCAGGGCAACAAUGACAUGGGGCCGAAUGUUGUAGAUGACAACCAAGGAAAGCCUACAGAAAGCACCACGGAAGCAAGCAAAUCUGUUCUGGAUAGUAAUGAGGAGAAAGCCAUUGUUUUGUACAAGCCUGAUGCAACCCCUCUGGAGGCAAAUGGACAUACAGUGUCAGAGGAGAACUCAAAAGCUCAGCUUCUGAAAGUCCUGGAGACUCGAAAAACUAUGUUGCAAAAGGAGCAAGGGAUGGCAUUUGCUCGAGCCGUUGCUGCUGGUUUUGACACUGAUCAGAUGUCUCCAUUGAUAUCAUUUGCCAACAGCUUCGGAGCCUCACGUUUGAUGGAUGCGUGUGUAAAAUUCAAAGAACUAUGGAAAAGAAAGCAUGAAAGUGGCCAAUGGCUCGAAAUUGAAGCAACAGAAGCACUGUCCAGCCGGCCCGACUUCUCCCCUUCCACGAAUACAUCUGGCAUUAUACUUACAAGUGUGACCGACAAGCAGAAAGAAUCUAGAGAAGCAUGGUCCGAAUCUCAAAACGAACCAUCUCCAACAAAUAAGGGGAAUGCAGGUAAUGGUGCCAGUGCAGAUGGAAAUCCACCUAUGAUAUACCAGUCACCACCAGGCCAUCAAGAGUAUAUUCAAGGGCAGUAUCCUCAUCAUGUGUAUCCUCCAUGGCCCAUGAAUUCUCCUCCAGGUGCAUUACCUGUCUUUCAAGGGUACCCCAUGCAAGGAAUGCCUUACUAUCAGAACUAUGCAGGAGGUAGCCCUUUCUUUCAUCCACAUUAUCCAGUACCAGAGAAUUCUAGAGUUGGUGACGGGAAAAAAAUGGGAGGCAAAAAGCAUUCCAUGGAUGGUGGAGAUAACAUCAUUGAACUGGAAACAGGAACACCUGAUGAUUCAGAGUCGGAGAAAGAAGCUUCAGAAGAUUUGAGAAAAGCUGGCCGAUUAAGUAAAAAGAAAUCAGGUGUGGUUGUCAUCCGCAACAUCAACUACAUUGCAUCAAAGAGGCAUAACUCAUCCGGCAGUGAGACGGAUUCACCAUCCGGAAGCGAAAGUGGGGAAGAUGGAGAUUCACAGGUUAUUAGUCCGGAAAUUAAACACACGAAAUCUACUAGAUCCUCGAAGAGCAAAGGAAAGCAUCUAAGUUUUGGGGAUCAAUCAAACACUCCCGCAAAAACGGUAUCCCCAGAAGCAGAUGGACAUUGGCAGGCAUUCCAAAACCUUUUACUUCGAGAUGCCGAUGACGACAAACAUCAUGCCGAUCAAAGUAUGUUUACCAUGGAAAGGGAAACCAAGCAGAAAAGACGACAAAAUAAAGUUGGUGAUGAUCCAUUAAUUGGUCAAGGACGGGAUGGAUAUGAAAUCCAAGAAAAUGGUGCUACGGACAUUGAUAGAGUUGGUGGAAGAAUCAACCGCGUAUCAAGGGCAUCAAAUGACGAGUUAUUAACUUCUAGAAAAGAUAGUCUUUCUGGUGGGGACGGGCGUGCGAAUGUGCAGGCUACAGAACUAGAUGGAGGAAGACAUGGCUACAGAAGGCCCAGCAGUGAUGAUUUUAUGGUCUAUGGACAAAAAAGUCAUAAUAGUCACUCGAAUGCCCAUUUGGAUCCAUUAGCUGUAAAUAGCUUUGAUAAUGGAACAAAAAGCUUCGAUAAAAGUUACUCAAAUAAUUUGGAUGGUGAUUCUUACAUAGUUCAAUUGCGAUCGAUAUCAAUGGAUGCAAUUGGAAAGGAAGGCAGAAGUGCUGUGGACAUGGACUCUGAGUUUCCAUCUUCGUUUCAUAAUGCAGAAAACACGUCCAAUAGAGCUGUUACCUAUGAGCCAGAUGUACUGAAUCUGAUGCCAAAGCGUGAAACAGAAAGUGAACCUGCUGCUGGUUAUGAUCCUGCUUUAGAAUAUGAAAUGCCAGUCCGUUCUGGACGUGUAGCCGUUGUGGACAAAAAGAAGGAAGCGGUAACCGAUGUUAGGAAAGGGGCUAAAAAGUUGAACAAGGAUCAAAAAUCGAAAAUUACUCCUGAUAGAAAAACUGGGGGGCCAAUAAGGAAGGGAAAGCCUUCUAAGUUGAGUCCUUUAGAUGAAGCACGAGCACGUGCCGAGAAGCUAAGAACAUAUAAAGCCGAUCUCCAGAAAUUGAAAAAGGAGAAGGAGGACGAAGCAAUAAAAAGAAUAGAAACUCUGAAGCUAGAGAGGCAGAAGAGAAUUGCAGCUAGGGGCAAUAGUAUCACUGCUCAGUCAUCAUUGCCCUCUCAGCCAAUUAGAAAGCAACUGCCAACAAAAAUGUCACCCAACUCUCAGAAGGGAUCAAAAUUUAGCGAUUCUGAUCCAGGACCAUCGUCUCCUCUGCAAAGGUUUCCCAUCAGAACACCUUCCAUUGGUUCCAAUGAUUCCAACAAAGCUGCAAAACCCAGCAGGUUGAAUGGUGGAAGUCACUCGGCUGGAAACCGCUUGAGUCAAUCUGUACCUUCAUUGGCUAAACUAAAGAAAGAGAGCAGCGAUUCUACAAGUGACAAAAAAGUAUCCAUGGCUCGAAUUAGAAGAUUAUCGGAGCCAAAAAUGAGUACCAGCAAUCACGCUUCUUCUGUCAGGACACGGAGUGUCGAGCUAGCUUCAAAGGCAAAAAUAACCAAUGAGUCGGACAGCAAAAAAAAGAUAUCUGCCAUAAUGAAUUUGGAUAAGAGCAAGGCUGAAACUCUUCCAGAACUUAAAAUUAGAACACCUAAGGGACCUGGUACUACAGCUUCUGCAGGCGCUUCCAAUGGAAGAAACAAUGUCAAAGACUCACAUAAUAAUGAAGUGGAUGACAACCCUGUUGUUGAGAAGACUGUUGUUAUGCUAGAAUGUGGGAAGACCUCCAUCCAUACAGAUCUUGCUUCCGAAGACAAUCUUUACGAUCGAAGGACAUAUAGCAAGCAUAAAAUGGAGGGAAAAACCGAUGUCCCAUCCAAUUUUUUGGCCACUGAUGCUCCGAAUUCGCAAAUUAGAGUGUCCAAUCUCGAUAGAGAACCCAUCAAACACCAAUCACACGGUCAGUUGCAUUCUCAUGAGGUGACAGUGGAUAGUGCAGAUAAGGAAGCACAAAAAUUUUCUUCUCCGAGUAUGACUGAAAAAUCGUAUAAAGCUCCACAUGCUCGUGUUUCAUCUUUUGAAGAUCCUUGCACUCGCGUGUCAGAGUAUGCAAAAGCAACCCCAUCAAAUUUGGAGACUGCAGCAGCAUCCGGCACCGAUACCACCAAAGCUUACGUUUCGGAUUAUGGAAAUGUGCAAUUGGAAAAGAUUCCUGAAGCAUUAGAGAAGCCUGAGGUAAAAAAAUCAUCAAAAGGACUUAGACUAUUACUGAAGUUUGGGAGAAAGAAUCAUAGCUCAGCUACAGAUGAGCAUAGUGACGAAUCAGAUAAUAUCAGCGCAAAUAGUUCAGAAGCCAAUGAUGUUGGGACGAAUACCACUUCUAAUGAAGUCCCUACACUGAAAAAUCUGAUCUCUCAAGAUGAAACUCCCACUGCCAGCAAAACUCAGAAGUCUCGUGCAUUUUCCCUGCUAUCACCUUUCCGAAGCAAGAAUAGUGAAAAGAGAAGCUGAUAAGAUUACAUGACGCGAUUUGGUGGUUCUGUUAGGUGUGUAAAGUUGUGGAACCAUCAAGUACAAGCUCGUCUUUUGCGUGGCGCAAGCCUGAUUGGGUUAUGAAGGAGGAUACAACGGUUUGUUUUUUUAUUCUUUUCCUACUGUGGCUAUAUAAAAAAAUUUUCCAGUAACAUUAUCGUAAACAUGGUCAUUAUUGUAUAUUUUUACAUGUUUGUUUCAGUGAUGAAUUUCCCUGUAGUAGUAGUAUCCAUUAUGGUUUAUUAAAUGAAAACAAGUUUCAAAUUAUGCAA